Opisthorchis viverrini is the source of this 2070-nucleotide messenger RNA. RefSeq lists its product as hypothetical. Lineage: Eukaryota; Metazoa; Platyhelminthes; Trematoda; Opisthorchiida; Opisthorchiidae. The coding region runs from base 638 to 1435 and encodes 265 amino acids. Gene Ontology annotation, cellular component: cytoplasm. The record is from RefSeq and is a predicted model, not a curated record. The transcript has 6 exons.
GUCAAACCUAUCAGAUAUCAGACGGUGUGCAACUGUAGGUUGUGGAUUGAUAGUCUGACAAAAACUGUCUGAAGGGCUAUGCGUUUGACAAGCCGCCAAAUGCAAGCAAUGGGUACCAGAGAAUCAGAAAAACAUUUUGUCUCACUCUCCCCUACAGGUUUCGAUCACGUCGGUUCUACAUCCAGGCCAACGAAGCAUUACUGGACGCACACAGGUUAUUUGAAGAAAAAAUUAGCCCGGGGGUUAAGAGGGAGCAAUAGAAGCGAUAGACAAAGCUGACAUCCUGAAUGGCGGAGAUGCGUCCAAUUCCCCAACAGAGAAGACAGAAUGGAACAACAGGACAACAAAUAUUAAUGAGGAUAACGAGAAACUAUAUGACGACAGCCUUAUGUUUGAACGGAUCCAUAUUUUAUACAGAUGGCGGGACGCGAACAACCCAACUGCCAUAAACGAGUACGGUCAAGGAUCUUCUGAACGUUAGCAUAGGAAAACAUAGCAGAUUUUUGUUUCAGAGUCAAAAUUUAGCUGUUUUUGAAGACUUAGUUCAAAGUGUUGGUCAACGGUUUUAUGGCGAACCGAACUUUCCGAACAGCAGCUCCUAUUAUCUCUGAUUUUCGGGACUUCCUCACUGUGUCCAAUGACACAUGUAACCCCUUGUCAUAGGGGUGAAGGUCUGAACAUUGGCGCGGAUACAAUGCCAACCUUUUCCAAGCAUUUGCGACAAGGAGACCCGAAACCGGAUAUCAACCCGAACCACUAUACUCUGUUUGGCAAUCGAAUUUGCCCUUUUGUGGAACGCGUACGCUACACUCUGCAAUAUCAUGGGAUCGAGUUUGAUUCAAUCCAUAUUGCACUGGAUGCCAAACCUGACUGGUUUUUGGAAAUUAGUCCGACUGGAAAAGUUCCGGUCUUUCUUACCAAUGAUGGGAAGACGAUUGUUGAAUCGGAUGUGAUUAUGCGGUUUGUGGACAAAAUGAAAGGCGAAAAGACGUCUUUGUUGUCCGUUUGUGGAGAGGAGGAAUUCCAGAAAGCUUGUGAACUUUCCUCGGAGCUCGGUGGUUCCAUCCAUUCCGUGACUUCUCGCGGCCAUACCGGGAAGGAAGCUGAACAAGCUAUCCUAAACGCCUGUCUCAAGAUCAACAGUGCCAUUAAAGGUACAUACCUGACCGGUCCCAAUCUUUCUUUGGCCGAUCUUGUGAUGUUUCCAUUUGUGGACCGUCUGGAGAUACCCAUAUCCGUCCUUGAGGGCACCGACUCGUCCGAAGUGGAAGAAUUCAAACCCAACGAUCCAAAGGGUAAACAAUGGCCUGUUUUGUUGGACUACCUGCUUCGUAUGCGGAAGCUUCCAUUUGUGGCACAGGUCCGAACUUCUGCUCAAACCAAAGCACGUAUUGCAGCUACCGUACGGAGUGGUCAUCCUGAGUGGGACAUGUAGUUCAAUAGUCGAAUGUGUUACAUUCCUUCAAGGGUUUAUCUAAACACCAUUCUGGAGAACAAUCCGCAAUUUCUAAUCUCCAAAUUUUCAACUGAUUCAUUCUGAUUUGCUUUGGCUACAGUGUUAUUUGUGAUCUCUCCGGUUUGACGAAUUCAAAGAUCUAUACUUUCUAUUAAGUCUUGGGUUUCUGCUUCUGUUGUUAACAUUACUGAAUAGCGGUGUGCUUAUCGCUUAUCCGCGCUACAGACAGAUAGGAAUAAAGCCAAAAUUUAGGAUUCGAUCAAACAGGAGGCAAUCGAUAUCGGUCGUCGUAACAGAAAGAUGAGUGUAGUUCUCAUAGAAUCUGAACAAACUUCAACAAGUUGGCGGAUGCAAGCAGCGAGUGAUGACACCAUCCACCUGUGAUAACUCAACUUGGAAGCAAUACAAGAGGUGAAAGCAUCAAUAAUGCUCCGUCAAAGCGCUUCCUGUGUUCGGUGUUGUCGGCAUCUUUUUUGUGGACCACAGACUCCAAACUUUACAACAAUAGCACUCAGUUUGAGCCAGCGUCAGCUCAAAUUGGUCGGCUUUCUGCUGAAAAAUCAUGUCCGCUUUUGGUUCAACGUCAACCUUACUUGGCUUCUAAUAGGUUGGUU